AGCAGUACUUUUGUUCGACGGUGCGAUGGUAGCUAACAGUUAACAGAAGGUAAAGACAGAACAGUUUGAAACGUAUAUAAGGAAAAGUGUCGUGACGUAUAAUUUUGGUUUCGCUUUUUUCAUUUCGCUUUUGCGAAAUCAAUGGUGCAUCUAUUGCCACAGAAGUAAUCCAAGAAAUUAUAUUUUCCGUGAAUUAGGAAACCAACGGAACAUACGAAUGUUACCAGUUUGCUAGAGUAUACGAUAGUUUUUGCUCGCGCUGAAAUAGUGCCUCCGCAAAUUUAUAAUUGACACGAAGUGAAGAACAAUCGUGUAAGCAUAUUUCUUUAUAGUUCUCAAUUAUUUUUCAACCAAAAAGACAAGCUGUUCUAUUUAGUUUUCAUUUAGGAGAAAACCCGAAAUUAGAGUCUCUUUGUGAGAAAUCUGAUUAAAUAUUUUAAGUGAAGAAGGACAACUUUUUUUAGUAAAGGUCAUUUUGGUUGUCAAAUUAAAAUCGAAUAUUGAGAAGUUUGAAGCUAAUAGUUCUGAAGGAGUUGAGUUCUGUCGCAGAUUAAUAUUAGCCGCGAAAUGGCACUCAGUCAAACGUCCGUGUUGAAACUUUAUAACACGGUUAUCGAUGAUGUGAUUGCCGGCGUUCGCGAUGCCUUUCUUGAUGAGGGAGUUGACGAGCAAGUGCUACAGGAGAUGAAACAUGUAUGGACAAAUAAAUUAAUGGCUAGCAAGGCGGUAGAAACAUCCUCGGAUUCACAAGAGCACCAGCCCACACUUCUAGCGAAUAGCACAAAGGCAAACGGAACAAAAAAGGCGAAAGCAGCUGCAGCAGCGGCUGCAGCCGCUGCUAAUCAAGAGAAUCAAAAUGGUACUACGAAAACAGUAUCCAACAAUACUUCAGCACCUCCGCUAAUCAAGCCGGAACCUGUAAACACUCAUGCUGACCCGCAGAAUAACCACCACUUACAGCAGACACAGCCGCCUCCUCUUGCCCAGACACAGCCACCUGUACAACAACCACAACCGCUUGCAUCACAACCCCCCGCACCACCAGCUGCAGUUGUAGCAUCGCUCGACCCCAAUAAAAUGGUGGCCAUACAAAUUACGUUACCCGCACAACCUAACGUGGCCAAUUCGCAGCCUCGUGUUCUAACAAUCCAAGUGCCGGCAUCAGCUCUUCAGGAGAAUCAAUUGCAACAAGUGCUCACGGGACCGAUAAUAACCUCAAUAAUGCCAUUACCACCACAAAUUGCCUCGUCAGUUUUACAGCAGCAUGUCAAUUCUCAUCUUCAGAAUAAUACAAUAAACACAAUACAAAUUCACAAACAAAUGGAUGGUGCCUCGGAUUUGUUUGAAUGGGAUAGCAGGUCACACCUAGAGCAAAGUGACAACAUAGUGUCAACGUUCACACUUUCCGAUGUGUUGGACCAACAGUUAGUAAAUACAUGGUCAUGCAAGGAUAACUCAUUACCGUCCUCAUCAACGUACCACACCAUUUGUCACACCAGAAUACCUAAAGGGCGUAGAUGUGAUGUUAUUAAAAUGAGUUGCCAGAUGGAUGGUGCUGUAGACACUUCAGACGAGGAAGCUAGUGACAUUAGUGAUGAUAACAUCGGAGACGAGGAUGAAGAUGAUUUGGACAAAGAAGAUGAAGAGGAUUUGGAUGGUGACGGUGGUGCGGAAGAGGAACCUUUGAAUAGUGAGGACGACGUCACCGAUGAGGAUGCAUCUGAUUUGUUUGACACAGACAAUGUUGUUGUUUGUCAAUACGACAAGAUUACCCGAUCUAGAAACAAGUGGAAGUUUUAUUUGAAGGAUGGCAUUAUGAAUAUUACUGGAAAGGAUUAUGUAUUCCAGAAAUCGAAUGGUGAUGCUGAAUGGUAGAUUAUCGGAUGUAACAUUAUCAGAAAGUGUACUGAGAAUUGAAACCUAUAUCAAGAUUAUUCACUGGGUAAUCUUGCGUACGCAACUGUAAAGUGAAAUGACUUAAACAUAAUUUAUCUAAAUGAUUUUUUUGUUGCUGAUAUAACUUUGUUUUCUUAAGUAUUCAACUUGGCAAUAUUUUACGCAAGGUAAAAUCUGUGAUUGUUUCUAUUUAACGUUUUCUGGAAACAAAUUAUUGCGGCUUAAUACGAAUGCAAGGAAAGGUGGAAGAAAAAUUUUCUAUUCAAUUCAGGAUUUCUUCAGUUGACUAAAAAACAACAGCACACCACACAAUUUAGUUAAGUUUUAUUGUAUUGCAUAUUGGUGCAAAAUGUACAACCAUGUAAAAAUUGAAAAAAAAAAAUCUGCACAGAUAUACUUUGAACUUCAACUUUGACUAGCUAUAAUCACAGAACAGAUAUGCAACUUCGAACAAAACUCUGCAGCAAAUUGGUGCCCAAGCUUUCGCAUUCAAUUUUUGCUGUUCCAUCCUACAUUGAUUUUACAGUGCAUCGUUCGAACAGUUCGCUCCAAUAGUUUGAACAUGAACCAAAAAACUAUUUUUUUCCUUUAAUAACCUGGCAAAAAGGUGAUCUUGAAUAGUUGAAUCUAUCAAAAUCAUGUUCACAGGACCGACCACACUUCACACAGGACCGCACUCAAGAGAUCUUUGAAGUGGAAAUUCAGUAACAAUUCACAAUCAACGUCAAUAGAACAAAUUAAACUAAAAAUCUUUCAACCAUUCAAACAUUGUCUAACAAAUUUUCUUGGAUUGGAUUUUAACCUGUUAGUUGAUUUACUUGAAUAUUUCCGUUGGACUUGGAAACCGAAUUUCUCGACCAACGACAAUAUUUUUUUCUCGUACCGUUUUUUUACCUAACAUUGCUAGAAAUGCAUAUCAGACGCGCUGUACCAGCACUGCCUACGACAUAAGGUACAAUAUAAAAAAAUAAUUGUCGUUAGUCAAGAUAUUCAGUUUUCAACUUGGGCAACAAUGAAAUUCAUUAAAAAUAUAUCUACAUAAAAACCGUUACACGUAUGCGGGUGGCACUGUACGUUUAUCAUGAAAAGGCACCCUCGCUAUACCAGCACCGGGGAGAACAAAGGAUUCUCUCGACGAAAAAGCGGCGAGAGCUCAUACGGUCCUUUUGUUGAAUGAAUGGAAUAUAAGCGUGAUGAAAUUUCGAGUGUAAAAUGCAUUCUCUCCACCGCUAGAUGUCGAUACCUAAAAUAAAGAGAUUCUGUCUCGUUUUUGGUUCUUCAGUUGAACAGAUGUGCUAUAAUUUUGUAUUAUUUUCGGGAUGUUUCUGUAAAAUGAGCAAGGCUAGGAUAGAAACAAAAUUGGCCUGAAAAAGCAAAAUAUUUUACAUCGUAGACCGAGUUGGUCUUUUACACACACUAAUACUAUCACUUAAAAAUAUGUAUAUCUCAAUGAGGUCCAUCAUCCAAUGUUUACGUUUGCUUGCACAAUUAAAGUACUCAAGUAAGGAGUCCUUGUGCUUGAUAUCAACGUUGUUAAGGUUGAGAAAACCAAUUAACAUAAAACUAUUAUGUGAAAUAUAAGCAUUUGCAAUCAGAAUAAUAACGCAGUUAAUCUGUCCGAAACGAUGAUAUUAUAAGUAUUCGUACUUUUUCUUAUUUAUUCGGUAUUCGACGUCGAAUGUUUUUGUGUUUUUUUUUUAUAUAAAUUUCUUCAAUCGUAUUGAAUAGCUUUGAUAUAUAUGUUUAAAAAAAAUAUUUUUAUAUGGUCGGCGUGCGACCAGACCGAACCAAGCGCCAUUUUUGAAAAAAAUUGAGUUUUUAACACCAGGUGAUGUUAGAAGUGAUAAUCUAUCUCUCAUGAAAAAAAGAAAUCAUUAGAACAGUUUAUAAUGGUAUUACAACAAAAUUUCCCCGCAGCAGCUUGCAGGAAACAUACGGAGUGGUAAAACUUUGAAUUGUAAUAUUAACGGAUUCAAGAUCUGCAUGUAAAAUGCUAUCUAUAGCUAUGGUAACGAGAAAUAGGUCAACGGUACUGAACGAAAUUCUGGAAAAGGCAGAAAAAUUUAAUGUAAGCUUCCACUCGAUUCCUGGACAUGCAAGGAUAACAGGAAAUGAGCUAGCCGACUUGUUGGCAGUCUGGAACCAAUGAUACAUCGGAAAUAACAAUCAAUAAAAAUUCAAAUUCAAUCAAUCAAAUUUUUGAAAAAGAUGCAUUCUUGUUACUUAAAUACUGAAAAAAAAAACAAACAGCUACGGAAUGGUAUAAAUUAUAAAACGUAUGCAGAGGAGAAAGGAAAAAAAAUAUUAUCAGAUACAGCAAGAACUAGGCGAGACACCGUGGCACUAUGGAAAAAGGAUUCAACAACACGGAAACAAGACUGUUGAAUAGAUUAGUUGCAUGGCAUGAUUUCUCCCCAUACUGGCUGGCGAUAAUAAAAAUUGUGCACCAAAGAUCAUGUGAAAUUUGUAACGAAGAAAAUAAUGCUGAACACAUUAUUCUAAACUGUGUAAAAUAUGAUAACGAACGGGCAGAAUAUUUUUUCGAAGGUCAAUUCAGGACGCUAGUUGAACUUUUUCAAAAGAGAGAUGUUUAUUUGUACAAAAAAGUGUGUAAAUUUAUAAAAGACUGCAAGUUGGAACUGUGAUUUGGAAAAUCGGUACCUUUGUGCCUGUCAUUUGUAAUUUUAUAACCAAUCGGUAAAAUGUGUUAUGUAUAUUACAGUACAUUUUUAAAGCGGCACCGAAGAACUGCCUUGGUAAAACAAGAAAACUACUAAAACCCGUAAGCAAAUUGUGAGUAAAAUUUGCAGGGGUGGUAAAGUGGACACCUGUUUAAAUCCCGACUAUUACGUUGAAAAAUAGUAUAAACUUCAUUGG
Messenger RNA from Wyeomyia smithii (pitcher-plant mosquito), 4773 nucleotides. RefSeq names its product transcription initiation factor IIA subunit 1 (gene TfIIA-L). NCBI's taxonomy places the organism in Eukaryota, Metazoa, Arthropoda, Insecta, Diptera, Culicidae. The record is from RefSeq and is a predicted model, not a curated record. The transcript has 6 exons. Gene Ontology annotation, cellular component: transcription factor TFIIA complex. Gene Ontology annotation, biological process: transcription initiation at RNA polymerase II promoter; transcription by RNA polymerase II. The coding region runs from base 568 to 1875 and encodes 435 amino acids.